GAUCCAUGGUGGAUAGAGAACUCUUUAAAUAGUUGGUCUCCAGUCUUCAGCUGAACACACCACACUCACUAAACAAAUGUAGGUAUCUGGAGUCCUUGUGUACGCUCCUGGUAAACUAUCUGCUGGUUAUAUUAAGUUAAAAUUACCUGUUCUUUAGAAUUCUGAGAUGAAUGUAACAUACAUUACUCUUGAUGGUCAUGUGGAGGUGGAAAAAUACCGGUUCCUUUAUUUUGUCAUCAUGCUUAUAGCAUAUAUUUUAAUUUUGUGCAGCAAUUUUACCAUUGUUUAUCUCAUUGUGGUUCACAAAAACCUUCACGAGCCGAUGUAUGUAUUUAUUGCUGCUCUGUUGAUCAACUCUAUUCUUUUCAGCACGGUGGUCUAUCCAAAACUCUUGAUUGACUUUUUAUCUGAAAAACAGAUCAUAUCUUAUCAAGCCUGUCUCUUUCAGGUUUAUGUUUUUUACUCUAUAAGUGGUUCAGAGUUCUUGCUGUUGGCAGCCAUGGCCUAUGACAGAUAUGUGUCCAUAUGUAAACCUCUGCAUUAUCCAACAAUCAUGAGAAAAACCACUGUGAUCAUUUUGCUGGUUUUAUCCUGGCUUUUACCUUUUUGUCAUUUGGCUGUACCAGUCAUAGGAAAUGCUCAAACCCAGCUGUGUAGCUUUACUUUGAAAGGUAUAUUCUGCAACAAUUCAAUUAACCACCUUUUAUGUGUGACUUCCAGAGCACUGUUAAUAUUUGGUUUAGUUAAUAUGUUCAAUCUUGGCUUGCUUCCUUUGCUUUUUAUACUCUUUACAUACACAAUGAUAUUCAUAACAACUUAUAAAAGUUGUGGACAAGUCAGGAAGAAGGUUGCUAACACCUGUUUACCUCACCUGCUGGUCUUAAUAAAUUAUUAUUGCAUGCUUACUUUUGACAUUAUUAUAGUUAGACUGGAUUCUGAUAUUGAAAAGACUACACAUUUUGUUAUGACAAUACAAAUGAUUAUAUACAAUCCUCUUAGCAAUCCAAUCAUAUAUGGAAUUAAAAUGAAAGAGAUCUAUAAACACCUCAAAAGACUGCUCGGUUAAG
Molecule: messenger RNA, 1067 nt
Organism: Nothobranchius furzeri (turquoise killifish)
Lineage: Eukaryota; Metazoa; Chordata; Actinopteri; Cyprinodontiformes; Nothobranchiidae
Product: olfactory receptor 6N2-like
Biological process (GO): detection of chemical stimulus involved in sensory perception of smell; G protein-coupled receptor signaling pathway
Cellular component (GO): membrane
Molecular function (GO): G protein-coupled receptor activity; olfactory receptor activity; odorant binding
Source: RefSeq, a predicted model, not a curated record